AUGGCUAAGUGGUGUAUCGUGGUGUUGGUUCUUGCUCUGGCUGUGGCUGUGGCCACAAAUGCCAGAAAGGCACCACGCGAUGCUGGUCUUAAGGAUCAUAAGAACUUCAUCACCUAUGGUGGCAAUGGUGGUUAUUCGGGAAUUGGGAGCAAUGGACUACCUUUCGGAGGAAUAGGUGGCGGUGGGCUAGGUGGUGGCACUACGGGGAUAGGUGGAAUCGUUGGUACAGGUAGGCGCGGUGGUGUUGGAGGGAGCGUUGGUGGUGGCAGCCGUGGUGUUGGUGGGACCGUUGGUGGUGGCAGCGGUGGGCUCAUCCUUGAGAUAAACCUGCAUAUGGCUUCUUCCUUUUUCUUUGGAUUAUCCUAG
This is a messenger RNA of Sphenostylis stenocarpa, 366 nucleotides long. The record is from the annotation of a GenBank genome assembly. NCBI's taxonomy places the organism in Eukaryota, Viridiplantae, Streptophyta, Magnoliopsida, Fabales, Fabaceae.